GAUUCAAUUUAUUUUAAAAUUAGUAGUAAUAUUUCUAUCAUGCACGCUGAGCUAUUGGCUGUUUCUGAAGCUUUAUCAUACGUAUCCUCCAUUGAUUACGACAAAUUCGUUAUUUUCUCAGACUCUAAGUGCGCUCUUCAACAUAUAGCUCGAUGUACAUCUAACGCUAGAAGUACUCCCGUAGCAUACAGAAUUUUAAAACAAAUAUGUAGUUUGAGAGAACAGUCUAAAACAGUUUUUUUGCAGUGGAUUCCAUCUCAUAUUGACCUAUUAGGUAACGAUAUGGCGGAUACUCUAGCAAAGCCUAUCUUUUCCGAGUGUUUACACAUAGUUAAAAAUAAAUGCAAUGAUUUGUGGAGAGAAUAUUUUGAUAAAAGGUCGAAAGACAAAGGCAUCUGGUACCGGACCAUACAACCUCACCCACCCAAUGUACCUUGGAUAGACACAGUGUUAUUGAACAGAAAAGACGUUGUCACCGCUUUACGGUUGCGGUCUGGACAUAUUCCAUUCAAUAAAUUUGGCCAUUUGAUGGGUAUAACUCCACACCCUAAUUGUUCAGUUUGUGGAGUAGUAGAGGAUGCCUAUCAUAUAUUAAUGGAAUGUGUUAAGAACGAAACCAGAAGACGCCAAUUUUUCCCAUAUAAACUGUUUUAUACGAAUGUUGGAGAAUGUAAUAGUAUAUUGACAAAACCAGAAUCUAUUUCGGCAAAGAAAUUGUAUAAAUUGGUCGAUGAAGUUCAAUCAAUCAUGUAAUUGUAUUAACAUAAAUGUAUAAUAACAGAGCGACAUAGUCGCAGUAGCGGCAAAGCUCUUUAAUAAAGAAAAAAAAAAAAAAAA
This is a messenger RNA of Melitaea cinxia (Glanville fritillary), 837 nucleotides long. RefSeq lists its product as uncharacterized. The transcript is spliced from 2 exons. NCBI's taxonomy places the organism in Eukaryota, Metazoa, Arthropoda, Insecta, Lepidoptera, Nymphalidae. The record is from RefSeq and is a predicted model, not a curated record. Gene Ontology annotation, molecular function: RNA-DNA hybrid ribonuclease activity; nucleic acid binding. Bases 40 to 753 code for a protein of 237 amino acids.